Molecule: messenger RNA, 1125 nt
Organism: Arachis ipaensis
Lineage: Eukaryota; Viridiplantae; Streptophyta; Magnoliopsida; Fabales; Fabaceae
Source: RefSeq, a predicted model, not a curated record
AUGGAUUACUAUCAGAAGCUAUCACGAAAUGCACCCAUUUAUGGUGUUAAAGGAAAAGUAUGUGGAAUCAACGGUUCGACAAAAGGUCUAAUUAUGUGUAAUAAUAGCAUUGUAGCAGCAGCGGACCUUUACGCGAAUCGACGGAAGUGGGUUCCAAUAUUUUUCAAGAGUGAAUUUUGGGCAGGCAUGAGGAGUACACAGCAUAGUGAAAGUAUGCACGCAUUUUAUGGUGGAUACCUGCAUUGCAAGAGUGUGUUGGUUCAGUUCGUCCAUGAAUACGACAAUGUCCUCGGCACCAAGGAGCAAAAGGAGCUGGAAGAUGAUGCUGCAGACUCGAAAGGGGUCAUCCCAUGUAUAGGGAGCACCGGCAUUGAGAGACAGUUUCAGCUGGAAUACACCAGUAUGGACAAGCAGAAGUUUUUUUGGGGGAAGCCAGUCUACCAUACUUUUAGGGUCGACUUUGACCCUUUGAGUCAAAAGGGUCAGUGCGAGUGCAACAAGUUUGAAUCCGCUGGUAUAUUGUGUUGCCACACCCUUGCGGUCUGGUCAUACUACAGAGUUGACGUAGUACCGAGCUGCUACGUUCUUCCUCGAUGGAAUAAGAAUGUCAUCCGCAAGCACACUUAUGUCAAGAGUAGCCAUGACGUGGCUCGGAGUGAUGAAAGCAACAACUUGUUCAGGCAUCUGUGUUCAGAGUUCUAUAACGUUGCGCAGGAGUUUGUUGCUUGUGAUGAGGAAGCAGCUAUCUUGCGAGCUGCCCUUUGGGAUGCAAAGUCCAAGCUGAUUGAUUACCGUGCCAGCAUGCGUUCCAAUACUACUGCUGCGUCUCAGAAUACCGUGCCCACACAGAGCACAUGCGGUGCGGUUGUACAUGACAUUCAGGGACCCUCAAGAGUCAAGACCAAAGGACGGCCUAAGGGUAAGAGACUUGGAGCAGAGUUGGACAAGUCAAUUAAGAAAUCAAUGCAAAAAAGGAAUAGGAAAUCACACCCGGAUGAGGUUCACCUUCCGUCAAAUAAUGAUCAUCAUGGGUCCCUUAAUAAAAGAUGUGAGGAUUCUACUAUGUGGAACUCAUCGGAAGGUGGCGGAUUCAUGCACCUGUUGAAUUCCUUUAGGCAUAUAUAG